Molecule: messenger RNA, 663 nt
Organism: Erythranthe guttata (spotted monkey flower)
Lineage: Eukaryota; Viridiplantae; Streptophyta; Magnoliopsida; Lamiales; Phrymaceae
Source: RefSeq, a predicted model, not a curated record
AUGAAGAGAAAAGUGAUGACAGUUGGUGCCCUUGCCUCUUUUCGCAAGAAUUUGCCAUCCUCAGAUUCAGACAGUGAAUCUUCUGAAGACUCUUCUCAGCAGGAAAAAGAUGUUGCCCCACCUGUUGCAUCACCUGAGCCAGCAUCCAUCCCAGAUGAACUUGAAGACUCAAAAGAAGAGGAAUCCUCUGAGGAAGAAGAGCUAGACUUGGAUGGGAAGGAUCUGUCAACUCAUUUUGAGUUUGUAAAACUCUGUUUGGCAAUCGUUUUAAAUCCUUCUCUCAACUACUCCAUUCUGCUUUCUCAAAAUUUGGGUCAAGAUGAAUCAAAAUAUCUUCACACCCCACUUGCUUACUCACUCCCUAGUUCAGAUCACCUAUCAUCAUGGUGGAAAUACUUCAGAGAGAUCUUUCUGAUCAAAAAGGGGGAGAAAAAGCUAGUCAUGAAGAUUGAAGCAGGGACUUCUCAUCCUUUGGAUGCCAGAGGCAGGGAGCAAGGAGUCAAUGAAAAAGGAGCAAGGAAUGAGGGCGAAGCUCAAGGAGCAGAGGAAAGCAGUGGAUCCAGUACUAGUGAUGAAGGAACAACAACUGAUAUUGAGGAGACUUUGGAUUACACUAUUGUGUUAUUUGCUAUGUUGGACAAGUUCACAAGUCUUUACUUGUGA